This is a messenger RNA of Alligator sinensis (Chinese alligator), 615 nucleotides long. RefSeq names its product NADH:ubiquinone oxidoreductase subunit B5 (gene NDUFB5). NCBI's taxonomy places the organism in Eukaryota, Metazoa, Chordata, Crocodylia, Alligatoridae. The coding region runs from base 42 to 506 and encodes 154 amino acids. The record is from RefSeq and is a predicted model, not a curated record. The transcript has 5 exons.
CCUGCGGCGCCCGGCCCCCCAGAGCGAAAGUGUGAUGCUCAAUGACCCCGCUUCGUUUUGCAGGUCCGGUCCAGCACGGCGGCGAGGAGAAAAGGUUGUUUUAUAUCAGGCCGACCUCGUACUACGACAAGCGGUUUUUGCGCUUGACGCGAUUCUAUGUAUUGUUGACUGGAAUCCCAACAGCUUUGUUUGUAACAUAUAUCAACGUCUUCAUUGGUGAAGCUGAACUUGCAGAGAUUCCAGAAGGUUAUUUUCCAGAGCCCUGGGAAUACUUCAAACACCCUAUAACGAGAUGGUUGGCUCGUUAUAUCGUAGACUCCCCUGAAAAGAAGUAUGAGAAAAUGAUGAGCUUGAUUGAAACGGAAUUUCACAAAGCUGAACUCAGGCUGCAGGAGGCGAAGGCACGCAAACUAAUGAGACAGAGGGGAGAUGGGCCCUGGUAUCAUUAUCCAACUCGUGAUAAAAACCUUGUUGAUAAUUCUCAUCAAAACUUACCUGACUUUUAAGCAGUUAAUCCAAUGCUCAAAUGAGCUCCUAGAAAUGGUUACUGAAUGAUGUAAGGUGUAUAUGCCGUUGUUUGUUGACUUAAAUAAAAAAUCCUAUUAAUGAAAUAGA